GCGAAGCCCUCGAGCGACGGUGGGCCCUCGAAUUGCUGGGGGCCGCGGCUGCGGAAAAGCCAGGGUUGGUCCUUGAUCUGAUGAAGUUGCUGCUGCAGAGCCUCGAGGACGAAGAUGCACGAGUGAAGAAGGCCGCGGUGGAGGUGUUUGGACAGCUGGGUGAGCAUGCGAGCGACCACACCCACGAAAUCCUCGACUUCCUCCACGAUGCGGAUCCCGAGUU
This is a messenger RNA of Symbiodinium sp. CCMP2456, 223 nucleotides long. The record is from the annotation of a GenBank genome assembly. NCBI's taxonomy places the organism in Eukaryota, Dinophyceae, Suessiales, Symbiodiniaceae.